CGUCAUCAAUCACCGUCGGAGGUUGCCCAGCCAGUUUCGAGUCAAGAAGAACGUUCUAAAGUGAAAAAUCCCGUUUUAUUUGUUCGCAUUUACUGUUGUCUGGUUGACGCUGGCUAAAAAGGUUAUUCCUAUUAAAGUUAUCAACUGAUAGGCGCUCUACCUAAUCGGAAAAAGUGAACUCAAGUGUAAAACUCGCGUCGUAGUAGUAAACAACAAGGAGACAAGAUUGUGCCCGAGAAGCGAUUGCCCUGCUACAUCCUGCUGACCCAAUGGCUGCCAUCAUGGACGGGAAUCACCACCAGGAGCAGCUGCUGCCGUCCCGGGAGUUUGAAUUCUUCCGUGCGGGAUAUGAUCGACGAUGUGAGAAACCGAUAACGACGAUCUUUUUCGAUCUGGACAAUACGCUGAUACCGACCCGGAAGGGGGACGCGAAGGCUUGCAGUAAGAUCGCAGACAUUCUUCAAAACGAAUACGGCUUACAGCGUGAGCUCGCCUCCGAAAUCAGCACCACUUUCCUGACGUCCUACCGUCGUUGUCCGGAUAAUCCGGACAUUCUGCUUGCCCAGUGGCGCACCCAGCUGUGGGAGGAUGCCCUCCCAAGUGGACGCAAACAUCUGGCCGCCCAGUUGUACCCCCGAUGGGUGGAGUACCGGACGCGUUAUCUCGCCCCCAGUGCGGAAAUCGUCUCGAUGCUGCAAACCCUCCGGCUCCAGUACCUGCUGGGCGUCGUCACCAAUGGACCGUCGGCAUCGCAGUGGGAAAAGAUUGACAGGUUGGCUUUGGGUCGUUAUUUCGAUUGUAUUCUAGUUUCCUCAGAUCUUCCGUGGGCCAAGCCGGAUCGGAACAUUUUCUACGCCGCCUGUCACUAUCUGGGGGUGCAGCCGGAAGAAUGUGCCAUGAUCGGUGAUAAACUGGAGACCGACAUACAGGGUGGCCUUGAGUCGAAGCUUGCUGCCACCAUUUGGCUUCCACUGCCAAAAGAUCUCCGCUUGAUGCAUGACAAGAGCCUAGCCGACCUGGACCAUCAGAUCCAGCCGGACUAUAUCGUGGAGAAUGUACUGGAUCUGCCUGCGGUACUGCCACUGACGACGUCGUUCUGUCAGCAACGCUGCCGCCCGGUUGUGGAGAGGAGGGGUUCAAACUCGUAUAUUCCAAAGACGACCCGUAACCGUGAGGCUAGCUACAACCGAUUUCUACCGGACGUUCCGGAUCUAUACAGCUCGAGUAGCAACUCGUGUGACAGCAGUGGCACCCUGGAAAGUCACUAGAUUUGAUUGGGAAACCUUAUUAAAGUAGGUUAUUGGAGAAAUAUUGCAACUAUGCGUGCAGUAACUUAACACUAAAGAUCAAACACUAAUGCAGCGCAUGCUUUUCAUUAGAAAAGCCUAAAUUAUAAUUAUAUUUAUCGCGUUUUUUUUCAAGAUUUUUUAUUUUACAACAAAAUUAAUACUCAGUUUUGGCGAAUUGAACAAAAAAAAAUUAAACUUAUGAUUGGAUUUCGCGAAUAAAAAAACACACACAUAGGGGGAGGAGGGGCAUAGUGAACAGGUGGGGCAUAGUGAGCAUCCCGCAGCUUGGCUCUGGAUCUCCAGCUGCAUGAAACAAAUCAACUGGUAGUAGCUUCAAUAUCAUUACGAUAUUGAUCCUACCACGAACCAAUUUGUUCCGAACGGCCGGAAGUCCAAGCUGAUGUACGGGAUGCUCACUAUGCCCCACCUGUUCACUAUGCCCCCUCUUUCCCCUACACCAAAACAGGGCACGACUUCCUCCAUAUUCUCGAAUUGGAUAAUCAACGUACCUGAGAAGCAUAAGGAGACGAUAAAAGAAGCAUAAAACAUCAAUCUCAUAUAUAUAUUUUUCUGUAUACGUUCACCCACACAAAACACGCCAUUUUGAUAAAGGAAAAAGAUGCCAUUAUCUUACGAGACCACCUCAACACGAAACACAAACACGAUCUGGCUGGGCCAGAAAUGCCAUUUUACUACACUAUUAUAAAUCACGCUGAAGCAUCCUUGGGCGAAUAAUGAAAGGAGAAAAAAAAAACAGUUAGCUUUUGACUGUCAACAAUUAAAAAUGAUCAAUUCGAGCUGACACGUAACGCUAUAUUAGUGGAUAGUAGAUCUAUUCUCGGGUUUGUAAUGUAGACUGGCCAAGGGCUGUUGCUGGCUGUAACAGAGACGCAUAGGUACAAUAGAAGAUGACUGUAGCGAUAGAGGCUUCCAGAAAGUUUAACAA
This is a messenger RNA of Ochlerotatus camptorhynchus, 2235 nucleotides long. Its product is annotated as N-acylneuraminate-9-phosphatase. Gene Ontology annotation, biological process: dephosphorylation; N-acetylneuraminate biosynthetic process. The transcript has 3 exons. Bases 270 to 1268 code for a protein of 332 amino acids. Gene Ontology annotation, molecular function: N-acylneuraminate-9-phosphatase activity. NCBI's taxonomy places the organism in Eukaryota, Metazoa, Arthropoda, Insecta, Diptera, Culicidae. The record is from RefSeq and is a predicted model, not a curated record.